CACUCUUUCUCCGUUCUCUUCCCGCCCCGCGACUGGAACGACUCCGUUUUACACCCGACCUAAACCACUCAUCGGCAAUAUUUGUCUUUACAAUUUUCUCUGAAUCAUAGCGGAACGGUGGAGCCGAAGGAAGAAGAAGUUCAGAAGCACGUUCGAAUAUGUUCUCAAUUGCUGCCAUCAAUGAUACGGACUCUAUAGGCCAGUGGGAACCCUUAGCUCCUACCAAAGAAGCCCAGGAAUUUCAUGUUUCACAAACGUAUCAUGAAGGGCUUCUCAAGUUACAAGCUAAAGAGUAUGAAAAAGCGCGCGAGCUCUUAGAAUCUGUCCUAAGAGAUCCUCUUAUCUCGAGCGCCCAGGUGGAUAGCAGUGCCAGCGAUGGCCAUCUAUUGCAACUCAGAUUUUUGUCACUGAAGAACCUUGCCACUGUUUUUCUUCAACAAGGUUCUGCACAUUAUGAGAGUGCUUUACAAUGUUAUCUUCAAGCUGUAGAGAUUGAUACCAAAGAUUCUGUUGUCUGGAACCAGCUGGCAACAUUGUCAUGCUCGAUGGGCUUACUGAGUAUAUCACGCUGGGGUUUUGAGCAAGGGCUUGUGUGUAGUCCUAAUAAUUGGAACUGCAUGGAGAAACUAUUGGAAGUUCUUAUUGCUAUUGGUGAUGAGGUGGCAUGUCUUUCUGUGGCAGAGUUGAUUUUGAGGCAAUGGCCAUCACACUCUCGUGCUUUACAUGUCAAAAAUACCAUUUUACAGUCAGAGCCAGUUCCAUUUGCUCCGAAAGGUAUAGAUAAGCUGGAACCUAAACAUGUGCGGCUCAAAUUCCUUGACAAGAGAAAAGCAACCAAUGAGAAUUUAGAUGAAAGUGUUGCAUUGAAAAAGUUGAACCAGAACAUAGAACUGAACUUGGCAGAAGCUUCCUGGGUGGCUCUUGUUGAUGCACUAUUGGAGAUCUUACUUCCAUUGCAUGGAAGUGGUUCUGAGAUGAGGGCUGAGAAAGGAUAUAGAUCCGGGGAUCUCAGAUUAAGUAUACACUUACCUUCUAGUUCUGAAAAUGUUACGAGGACUGUGGAAAGGAAAGUGAUUGAUUUAAACUUGAUGAGUGAAAAUGUGCCUCUUGGUGAUUGUGACUCCGAAAGAGCUAGUAUAGUUAAAGAAAAAGAAGCAAAUAUUCUAGAAGAACAACCACAUGAGAGACGGAGUUCUCGUCUUGAAAGGCUUAGGAGUCGUAAACCAAGGAAAGAAGAAUUAGAUCCUGGUACCAGCAAGGAUUUGGCCAAGGUUGUAAAUCAAUAUCUAGAAUGUUUUAUCGUUAGUGGAACAGGAAUAAGUACUGUUCGUGCUACUACUUAUUCCAAUCCAUUGGAUACUGAAUAUAGUGAUGUUUCUAGAUUUGUGGCAGAAACUUCAAAAAAUUAUGGUGCUUACCAUAUGGGCCACUUGCUUUUAGAAGAGGCAGCAAAAAGGGUUCUUGUCUAUCAGGAUGUAUUUGUCAAAUUGCUGGAGUUGGAGAAGUUGACCAGACAUUGGGGUAAGGAUAGGACUCCUGAAUGCAGUCUUUUUCUUGCUGAGCUUUAUUAUGACCUUGGCUCAUCCUUUUCCAGUGCUUCCAGACUUUUGGAAUUCAUGUCAGAGUCAUCUUAUCAUCUUUGUAAGAUCAUUGAAUCAGUAGCUUCGGACUAUCCUUUUCACUUGAGUUGCACCUUGGAAAAUGAAAAUUGUUCUUCAAUUCAUAGUGUUCAAGAUAUUAUUGGAGUGUCAACCAACAACUCCAUGAACAGGGAUUCAUUUUUAGAUAGUUCACUCUUAACCAAUAACAGUUCCUUCUGGGUUCGAUUUUUCUGGUUAAGCGGCCGAUUGUCUAUUUUAGAUGGUAACAAGGAAAAAGCUCAAGAAGAAUUUUGCAUUUCCUUGUCACUUUUGGUAAAGGCGGAAAAUAUGACUGAUUGUCCAUGUGUAGUCAAGCUCCCCCACUGCAAGGUUAUUAAUGAGUUAACCAUUGAUAGGCUUCUUCAUGAAAUUAAUAUUUUAAAAGUUGAUUUCUUAAUGGAGAAGACUUUGGGUGACAUGAUUGAGAAAGAGAUGUAUAUGGAGUGCGCUGCCUUGCUUGCUCCACUUCUAUUCUCUACAAAAGAUGUUCACCUUGAUGCAUUGCCAUCAGCCAUUGCUGAUACAAAAGGUGAAGGUAUUAAUUCUCUUGAACUAUCAGCAUUAGACAUUUUAAUCAAAGCUUGUGAGAAGAUAAACUCAAUAGACGUUGAGUUGUAUUUGAGUUGUCACAGGCGAAAGCUGCAAAUACUCAUGGUAGCAACUGGAAUGGGUGAAGGUCUGGCUUCAUGUAAACCCUUCCAUCAGAAGUCAGGGUCAAAAGAACUUUCUGGUUCUGAUAUAGAAUUAAAAGAAAGUUCAAGCAAGCACUGGAAUUGCUUGGUUGCAGAGGAAGUGAAGGCAAUCUCUGAAUGUGUGUCACAAGUGAAGAGCAUCAUUGAUCAGUCUGAAAAUUCUAAUGGCAUUAUUGUCCCAGUGAGCUGCAUUGGGGAUAUUCAAUCUUUGCUGUUGGCAGCCAUGUGUAAACAAUCUUCUGGACUGGUAAAUGCUGAUCAAGCUGAAAGAUGCUGCUUUGUUAAUGCAGCUAUAGCAUUCUGCAAACUUCAACACCUAAACCCUACUUUAACUGUUAAAACUCAAGUGGAACUAAUUGUUAGAACACAUGACUUGCUUGCUGAGUAUGGGCUCUGCUGUGCUAGUGAAGGAAGCGAUGGGGAGGAAGGAACAUUUCUUAAAUUUGCAAUAAAGCAUCUCUUGGCCUUAGAUGUGAAACUUAAAUCCAGCUUCAAUACUUUAAACAGGGAAGCAACUCAAUGUCAUGAGCAGGUCUCCGAUAAUAGCCAUGCUAAAACGUAUCUAAAUGAAUCAAGAUCAGCUACGCUGGAUGUGGGAAUGGGUCAGACCCAAAGUGGUGAAACCAAUAUCAUGGAUACAGCUGAAGGGAUAACUUCCAAGGACAUUUCAUCUCAUAAUGCCCUAGAUAAAGAGAGUGCAGGGGUAGAAUAUGGAAAUCAAGGCAGUGAUGGGUCUGAUGGCCAGUUAAACAAAGGUAAAAAUGCAAGCAAUGAAUUGAUUGAAUGUGGAAAUGAACUUACUGAAGAUGAAAGGGAGGAACUUGAGUUAAAAAUUGAUAAUGCAUUGGAUCAGUGUUUCUUCUGCUUAUAUGGUCUAAAUCUUAGAUCUGAUUCCUCCUACGAAGAUGAUCUAGUUACCCACAAAAAUACUAGCCGUGGAGAUUACCAGACCAAGGAUCAGUGUGCUGAUGUUUUUCAGUAUAUUCUCCCGUGUGCAAAGGCUUCUUCCAGAACUGGAUUGGUCAAACUUCGUAGGGUACUAAGAGCUAUACGGAAACACUUUCCACAUCCACCAGAAGAUGUUUUGGCUGGCAAUGCUAUAGAUAAAUUCUUGGAUGAUCCUGAUUUAUGUGAAGAUAAACUCUCAGAGGAGGCGGGGUCUGAUGGGUUUCUUGAAACCAUGAAGAAUAUAAUAUUACCUAAUGCAGGUAGUUUCAAACAGUAUAAGACAUCAUCAGUUGGGAGCCCUGAACCAUAUUUGGAAGUCUAUUGCAAUUUGUAUUAUCUCCUGGCUCAGUCUGAGGAAAUGAGUGCGACUGAUAAAUGGCCUGGCUUUGUACUAACAAGGGAAGGGGAGGAAUUUGUACAGCAAAAUUCAAACCUCUUCAAAUAUGAUUUAUUAUACAACCCUCUACGCUUUGAAAGUUGGCAACGUCUUGCAAAUUUUUAUGAUGAGGAGGUAGACUUGUUGCUAAAUGAUGGCAGUAAGCACAUUAAUGUAGUAGGAUGGAGGAAGAAUGCCAGUUUACCUCAGAGAGUUGAAACAAGCCGAAGGAGGAGUAGGCGAUGCUUACUAAUGAGUUUGGCUUUGGCAAAGACGUCAGAUCAGCAGUGUGAGAUGCAUGAAUUAUUAGCAUUGGUAUACUACGACAGCCUUCAGAAUGUGGUCCCAUUUUAUGAUCAGCGCUCUGGUGUACCUUUGAAGGAUGCAGCAUGGAUGAUGUUCUGUGAGAACUCUAUGAAACAUUUUAAGAAAGCCUUUGAACGUUCUUUCAGAAUAUUCCUUUAAUCAGUUGGUAAGGGAUGCUGUCAUGAAUAUCUUUGGUAAAAUGGGUUCUGAAACAUCACAUUCGCCAGUACAUAUGAAGGACAGCACACAAGCAAAUGCAGAUGAGGUUAAGCAUGAAAAAUCACUGAAAUUGGAGGAGGCAUGGUGCAUGCUUUACAAUGAUUGCCUUUCUGCCCUUGAAACUUGUGUUGAAGGGGAUCUUAAACAUUUUCACAAGGCCAGAUAUAUGCUAGCUCAGGGGCUGUAUAGAAGGGGUGAGAGUGGCGAUUUGGAGAGGGCAAAGGAUGAACUCUCUUUCUGCUUCAAAUCAUCUCGCUCAUCCUUUACGAUAAAUAUGUGGGAGAUUGAUAGCAUGGUAAAAAAAGGAAGGCGAAAAAGUCAAGGUUUUGCUGGGAGCAAAAAAGUCCUUGAAGUCAACUUACCAGAGAGUUCUCGAAAAUUUAUUACUUGCAUUCGGAAGUACAUGCUGUUCUAUUUGAAAUUGUUGGAAGAGACUGGAGACAUAUGUACCCUUGACCGAGCUUAUAUAUCUCUUCGGGCAGAUAAGAGGUUUUCAUUGUGCAUUGAAGAUCUUGUUCCGGUUGCACUUGGGAGGCACAUUAAAGCCUUAAUUUUAUCCACGCAUCAAGCUGAGGCUGUUGGCUCUGGUGCUGCAAGAAGUUCAGAGCAGGUUCUGGAGAAAUUGUUUGCUUUAUUCAUGGAACAGGGGAACUUAUGGCCAGAAAUAUGUGGUUUACCUGAGAUUAAGAGCAUAGAAAUAUCAGAGAGUAGCUUAUAUGGAUAUCUCCAUGAACAUAUCAUGUCAUUAGAGAGAAAUGGCAAGUUGGAAACUCUUGAAGCAAUAAAUGAGAAGAUUCGAAAGCGUUUUAAGAAUCCGAAGUUAUCAACUAGUAGCUGUGCCAAAGUUUGUCGGCAUGCUUCUGUUGCUUGGUGUCGAUCCCUUAUAAUAAGCUUGGCAUUGAUAACUCCAUUACCAUCUGAAUUUUCAAGUGAUAUUCCAGUCAUUAUCAAUCCAUCAGAUGCAUGGUUGGAAAACAGCCAUCUACUUUGUGUUGAUCUGCAGAUCAAUGAUUUAUGGAAUUCAGCAUUUGAAGACUCAACUAAAUUAAAAAAUCUUGAAACAAAAUGGCACCCGAUUUUGUCUAAAAUCAAGAAUAUAAUGAUUAAGAAGGCUUUAGAUGAAAAUUUGGAGACUGCCAACGCAUUGCUGAGAUCUUCUUACAAUUUCUAUCGGGAGAGCUCCUGUGUUAUGCUUCCAUCUGGCGUCAAUCUUUAUUUGGUCCCAUCUCAGUUAGCAGCAGGAACACAAUUUCAGCCUAGCAUGGAUGGGGUUGAAAUACUUGAUCUGAGCAUUCCAAGGAAGCUUCUCUUGUGGGCCUACACACUAUUGCACGGUCGUUGUGCAAACAUUGCAGUUGUUGUAAAGCAUUGUGAAGAAAAUGCGAAGUCAAAGAUGAAAAAAGGAGCUGGAACCUCAUCCACGCCCAUAAAUAUACCUAGUACCGCCACUAAUUCAGGUGCUGGGAAAGAUGGAGCACGCCAUGGUGGAGGCAGUGAUGUGGAGGCUGCUUCGGUGACCACGGUGGCAUCUCCUCUGUCAUUUGACGGUGAUAGCAGACACUCGGUGAGUCCACUACCAUCUUCUGGCGAGAAUCAAAAGGGUUUAUUUGCUUCCCCACAAAUGCAUCCCAGUAAAAACACUCUUGCUGAGCGGAGCAAUUGGAUGGGGCGUGAAGGAGGAGAUUCAGACAAAAGUUGACUUCUUCUCGGUCAACAGCGUCCAACUGAUUGUUGUAGAAUGUACAUCCAUGUGCAUAUUUUAGACUGGUAUAGUGUAAUCUGAAUCAAUUACGUUUUUUUUUUUUUUCCUAAGCUCUUUCAAUGAAUUAUAGUAAAAUACUACCAUAAACAUUAUCCUUAAUUGGAUCUUUUUCCUUCUAUCU
Corylus avellana is the source of this 6064-nucleotide messenger RNA. The record is from RefSeq and is a predicted model, not a curated record. Lineage: Eukaryota; Viridiplantae; Streptophyta; Magnoliopsida; Fagales; Betulaceae.